Trifolium pratense (red clover) is the source of this 2270-nucleotide messenger RNA. Its product is annotated as 2-methylpropanoate--CoA ligase CCL4-like. Bases 410 to 2098 code for a protein of 562 amino acids. The record is from RefSeq and is a predicted model, not a curated record. The transcript has a single exon. Lineage: Eukaryota; Viridiplantae; Streptophyta; Magnoliopsida; Fabales; Fabaceae.
AUAACUAUUCUGAAUUUAUACUAAAUUUUGCUCAGGCAAAACCCUGCUCUUACAUGCUAGCAAUACCACUAGUACAACAUUAACAUUAUUGAAUGAAACUAACUAGUAAACUACUAUUGCCGAACUCUAUUAAUGUUCAUGGUCCAAUUUUCUGACAUCACCAUUUAUUACUUUCUAACAAACACCAUAUCUCACCCUAUUGUUAGGCCUGAUCAACACAUUGAAUAUUGUACAAAAUUUUAAGUUAUUAGGUUUAUGAGUCCGGCCACUUAUAAAUCGUUCAAUUUCAACUCUUCUGAGACCAAUAUGCGAGGUUAACUCACAAUCUCAACACCUAUAAGAAAGUGAAACUCUCAGUGCAGUGUACUAGCUAGUAACAAGAACACAAGAAAUUGAAACUGCAUAUAGAAUGGAACAUUUAACAAAAAACCAAGCAAACUCAACACCACUUACUCCACUCACUUUCUUAGAAAGAGCUUCCACUGUCUACGGUGAUUCGAUUUCCAUUAUCUACAAUAACACCUCAUUCACAUGGUCUCAAACCCACCGUAGAUGUCUUCAACUAGCUUCAUCACUUUCAUCCAUCGGUAUCAAAAAAGGCCACGUGGUUUCCGUUCUCUCUCCCAACACACCCGCAAUGUACGAACUUCACUUCGCUGUUCCAAUGUCCGGUGCCAUUCUCAACAACCUUAAUUUCCGUCUCGACCAUAAAAGCCUUUCCGUGCUCCUCACCCACAGCGAAUCAAAACUCAUCUUUGUAGACAUUCAUUCUCUUUCUCUAACACUCAACGCUCUUUCUUUAUUCCCCAAAAACACUCAAAUCCCAAAGCUAGUCCUUAUUAACGACGAUACACUCGCACCGCACGAGAUUCCUUCACCUCCGAAAAAUGUUAACAUUAUAAACACCUACGAAGGUCUUGUAACAGAAGGUGAUCCGAAUUUCAAAUGGAUCCGACCCGAGUCCGAAUGGGAUCCGAUUACGUUAAACUAUACUUCUGGAACGACGUCGUCUCCGAAAGGUGUAGUGCAUUGUCACAGAGCAACGUUUAUCGUUUCGCUCGAUUCACUCAUUGAUUGGUCCGUUCCGGUUCAACCGGUUUAUCUCUGGACGUUACCGAUGUUCCAUUCUAACGGGUGGAGUUACCCGUGGGGGAUUGCUGCCGUCGGAGGAACAAAUAUUUGUGCGCGUAGAGUCGACGCGCCGACGAUCUACCGUUUAAUUGAAUCUCACGGUGUAACACACAUGUGUGCUGCUCCGGUUGUGCUUAACAUGCUUUCAUGUUUCAACAGAACUGAACCGUUGAAAAAACCGGUUCAUGUUCUCACCGGAGGUUCGUCGCCUCCGGCGACGAUUCUCUGUCGUGCCGAGUCGUUAGGUUUUGAUAUUUGCCAUGGAUAUGGUAUGACGGAGACGUGCGGUGUAGUCGUGUCGUGUGCGUGGAAAACGGAAUGGAAUAAGUUUCCGGCGACGGAACGGGCGAGGAUGAAGGUGAGGCAAGGUGUGAGGAAGGUGGGAGUGGCGGAGGUUGAUGUUGUGGGACCCACCGGAGAAAGUGUUAAGCGUGAUGGUGUAACUGUUGGUGAGAUAGUUGUAAAAGGUGCAUGUGUAAUGCUUGGUUAUUUGAAAGAUGAGGCUGCCACGUGGCAGUGCAUGAGAAAUAAUGGUUGGUUUUACACUGGCGAUGUUGGUGUUAUGCAUGAGAAUGGGUAUUUGGAGAUUAAGGAUAGGACAAAGGAUGUGAUUAUAAGUGGUGGAGAGAAUAUGAGUAGUGUGGAGGUUGAGGCGGUUUUGUAUAUGCAUCCGGCAGUUAAGGAGGCGGCCGUGGUGGCAAGACCGGAUGAAUUUUGGGGUGAGACGCCGUGUGCGUUUGUGAGUUUGAAGGAUGAGUUGAAGGAGAAUGAAAUUCCGACUGAGAAAGAGGUUAAUGAAUUUUGUAGGGAGAGGUUGCCGCAUUUUAUGGUCCCGAAGACGGUUGUUUUUAAGGAGGAGCUGCCAAAGACUUCAACGGGGAAGGUACAGAAGCAUGUACUUAGAAGGGUUGCUAGAGCUAUGGGGUCCUUGCCCAUACCACCACCACUGUUUCCUAGUCGCAUUUGAUUAUGCAAUGUACUCUUAGAUUUGCUUUCAAUGCUUUAUUACUCAUGAUUUGGUUAAUUAAUCCAUGUCUUUGUGAGCAAUAAUUGAAGCACUUAUGUAAAAUGACUACGGUAUAAUGUACGGAUGAUUUUGCCGGCCGUAGGAGUUUCAUAUAGUUGCACACUGAUUUCAA